GCUACACUCCAACACACGCACACCUCGCAGCAUCCCUGCCUCUCCUCCUUACUAUCAUCAUCUAUCCCUUCGCUCCCUCACUCCCCUCGCUCCCUCACUCCCACCCCUCGUCGUGUGCACGCACGCCAUGUCCCAACCAAACGGCCGCGUCCUCCUCCAGCAGAGCGGGAGCGCCAACAAGAACCUCGCAGCCAGCGCCGCCACGCCUGCUCACCAUGGCAAGACCGAGUCGGUCAUCACCACCCACGUCCCCGCUGCUGCCCCAAAGACUCGCAGUCAACACCUCGCCGCCGCCGCAGCCUCGACUGCACCUCCUGCAACUCCUGGCGCAAGACUCGAGCGCGCCGGUGCCGGCUCUUCGAAUGAUGCAAGCGCAAACGUAGAGGACAGCAAGGGGAGCUGGCGUAGCUGGACUCGAGGGGAGGGGUUACAGCCCAGCGAGCUCGAGAUUGCUAAUAUGCCCGAAGUCAGGAGAAAGGCCAACGUAUGCCAACUCUACUUCCUCAACCACUACUUCGACUCGCUCCGCUACCUCUCAGACCGCAAGACUCGCCUCGCCCACUUCGAGAUGACCUGCCCUCCCGACCCCGCCUCGACCCACUACAAGCAGGAUGCAGCCUCGUACUUCGGUCGCGAACGCGCCCUGCUCCGUAAAAGGAGAACCAAGCUGCGCGUUGCCCAGUUCCAUAUCAUUACGCAGGUGGGUCAAGGUGGGUACGGAGAGGUGUUCCUCGCGAGGAAGAGGGAGACGGGUCAGAUCUGCGCGCUCAAGAAGUUGAGGAAGAGGGUCCUCGUCAAGAUGGACGAGGUCCGCCACGUCCUCAUCGAGCGUGACAUCCUCACCGCCACGCGCACACCCUGGCUCGUUCGCCUCCUCUACGCCUUCCAGGACACCGAACACGUCUAUCUCGCAAUGGAGUACGUCCCCGGUGGAGAUUUCCGCACUCUCCUCAACAACGCGGGCAUCCUUCACCAGGAAUUCGCACAAUUCUACAUGGCAGAAAUGCUCGUUGCGGUCAAUGAGGUGCACAAGCUCGGGUACAUCCAUCGCGACUUGAAGCCGGAGAACUUCCUCAUCGACAUCGAUGGGCAUAUCAAGCUGACCGACUUUGGACUCGCAGCUGGAGCCCUCAAUCCUACGCGCAUCGAUUCGCUGCGACAUCGUUUGGAGCAGGUCAAGGAUACGGACUUUGUGUACCGCACGCCGGCGGAGAGGGGCAGCUUGUACAAGGCCAUGCGUGCGGGCAAUGUGCAUUACGCAGACUCCAUCGUUGGCUCCCCAGACUAUAUGGCUCCGGAGGUGUUGCGCGGCAAGACGUACGGGUAUUCGGUCGACUAUUGGAGUCUUGGAUGCAUGCUGUACGAGCAGCUCGCGGGCUUCCCGCCAUUCUCCGGGGGCAAGCCGGAGGAGACGUGGGCGAACCUCAAGAACUGGCAGAAGGUGCUACAACGGCCUGUGUACACGCGCAAGGAGGAUCUUCAAUUCAACUUGAGCGACGAUGCGUGGGAUUGCAUCAAGAGACUCAUCGACACCCCCGAUCGUCGCUACUCCUCGCUCUCCUCGUGCCAAGCGCACCCCUUCUUCUCCUCCCUCGACUUCACCUCUCUCCGCACCCUCAAAACCCCCUUUGUCCCCUCUCUGAAAAACGAGACGGACACUUCCCACUUCGACGACUUUGACGACCCGGCGGAUAUGGCCAAGUACAAGGAGGUGCAGGAGAAGCAGCGCAACGUUGAGGGGAUCCGGGAGAGGAAGAGCGGGAAAGAGGCGUGUGGCGGGUUGGGGGUUUGGGCGGGUUUCACUUUUGGCAAGAAUGGAGUUGGAGCGAAUGGUCGUUCCAUGCCGGCGUCGCAGAGCCAGGACCUGUGCGACGCUUUCCAGACGAUGUUCUAGCAUUGUGGUGCUACCGCCG
Molecule: messenger RNA, 1913 nt
Organism: Jaminaea rosea
Lineage: Eukaryota; Fungi; Basidiomycota; Exobasidiomycetes; Microstromatales
Product: kinase-like protein
Exons: 5
Coding region: 128-1894 (588 amino acids)
Biological process (GO): intracellular signal transduction; peptidyl-serine phosphorylation
Cellular component (GO): spindle pole body
Molecular function (GO): protein serine/threonine kinase activity; ATP binding
Source: RefSeq, a predicted model, not a curated record